Myodes glareolus (Bank vole) is the source of this 3440-nucleotide messenger RNA. Lineage: Eukaryota; Metazoa; Chordata; Mammalia; Rodentia; Cricetidae. The record is from RefSeq and is a predicted model, not a curated record.
CAGUCCCUAGUUUCCAGCUUCCAGGCCCCAACAUCGGCCUCUAGCUCCUGACGUCUCUCCUCCCUUCGCUCUACCGCAAAUCUCCAAGUCCAUCUGAUUUCUGUUGUCUUUCUCUGCUCAGACUGCAGUUGAGUUAGAAUUAAUGGUGCACUGCUGGCGUUUCAAAGCGUGAGUAUGUAUACAUUUGGCAGGCAGGCACCCUCAAUCUGAGUUUGCCCAACUGCUAAGGCAAGGUCAGGCUCUCUGGCCAUCUCGGUGUGCGCUGCUUGUUUGCGUACACAGUGGAAAGAAAGCACACACAUUUGGUGUCUUGAAAGAGCUUGCUGCUCUCCUGAGGUAGGUGAGGUAGGUUUCAUUAGCAGGGACUGAAAGGACCUUCUCCGACACCAGACACGCUGAGCACGCUGUGUGAAGACAGGAUGUCACAUGACAAAGGAAACCAGUACAAGUAAUCAUUUAAGGAAAAGUGUCCUACGCAAGCUCAUUUAGAGAAGAACAAGACUACACUGAAGAGAGAAAUCACCCCAACUGAGGAUUACAGCGAAGACAGAGGAAGUGUCUGCAGGAUGAUCUCAUUACAUCGGGUGGUAUAUUUUAUCUUUUUUGUCUCAGUUUCUGGUGGCUGUGUCAUUAAGCUCUUUAAAGACACCUGCUUUCAAGGAGGUGACAUUGGUACUGUUUUCACCCCAAGUGCCAAGUACUGCCAACUGGUCUGCACCCACCACCCACGGUGCCUGCUCUUCACGUUCAUGGCUGAGUCAUCUUCGGAAGAUCCUACCAAAUGGUUUGCUUGCAUCCUGAAGGACAGCGUUACAGAAACACUGCCAAUGGUAAACAUGACGGGAGCAGUUUCUGGAUAUUCGUUCAAGCAGUGCCCUCAGCAAUUAAGUGUUUGCAGCAAAGAUGUGUAUGUGGACCUAGACAUGAAGGGCAUGAACUACAACAGCUCUGUCGUGAAGAAUGCUCAGGAGUGCCAAGAGAGGUGCACCAAUGAUGCCCAUUGUCACUUUUUCACAUACGCAACAGGGCGUUUUCCCAGUGUGGAGCAUCGCAAAACUUGUCUUUUGAAGUACACCCAAACGGGGACACCAACCAGAAUAACAAAGCUCAAUCAUGUGGUAUCGGGAUUUUCACUGAAGUCCUGUGGACUGUCUAACGUGGCUUGCAUUAGGGACAUUUUCCCUAACACGAUGCUUGCCGACCUCAAUGUUGACAGCGUGCUGGCCCCAGAUGCCUUUGUCUGUCGACGCAUUUGUACACAUCACCCCACUUGUUUGUUUUUUACAUUCUUUUCCCAAGAGUGGCCGAGAGAAUCUCAAAGACAUCUUUGCCUCCUUAAAACAUCUGAAAGUGGAUUACCGAGCUCGCGCAUUACAAGGAACAACGUCCUCUCUGGCUUCAGUCUCCAGCAUUGCAAGCAUAGCACCCCAGUAUUCUGCCAUCCGUCCUUCUACAAUGACACUGAUUUCUUGGGAGAAGAAUUGGAUAUUGUUGAAGUGAAAGGCCACGAAACCUGCCAGAAAACGUGCACCAAUGCUGUCCGCUGCCAGUUUUUUACCUAUUCCCCAUCUCGAGGAUUUCGCAAUGAAGGGAAGGGAAGAUGCUCCCUAAAACUGUCUUCAAAUGGAUCUCCAACUAGAAUACUUCAUGGGACGGGAGGCGUCUCUGGAUACACUUUGAGGCUGUGCAAAAUGGAUAACGUGUGCACAACCAAAAUCAAGUCCAGGAUUGUCGGAGGAAGUGCGUCUGUUCACGGUGAGUGGCCAUGGCAGGUGGCCCUGCACAUCACCUCGCCCACCCAGGGACACCUGUGUGGAGGCUCCAUCAUCGGAAACCAGUGGAUACUGACAGCCGCUCACUGCUUCUCUGGAGUUCUGUCCACACCAUCAAGCUGGAGCCCUUGCUCUCAUUAUUUUCAGUAUCGUCCAAAUGUGAAUGUUCCCGCCGGGGGAGUGUGUAUCCCAAGGAAGUCAGAGGCAUCUAAACACCUGCGUGUCUAUGGUGACAUUGUGCACCAAUCAGAAAUAAAUGAAGACACAGCUUUCUUCAGGGUUCAAGAAAUAAUCAUUCAUGAUCAAUAUAAGGCGGCAGAAAGUGGGUAUGAUAUUGCCCUGCUGAAACUGGAAUCAUCCAUGAAUUACACAGAUUCUCAGCGGCCCAUAUGCCUACCUUCCAAAGGCGAUGAGAACGUCCUGUACACGGAGUGCUGGGUGACUGGAUGGGGAUAUGCCCAAUCAAGAGGCGAAGUACAAAAUACUCUCCAGAAAGUCAAGAUACCAUUGGUGUCAAAUGAAGAAUGUCAGACAAGAUACAGGAAUCAUAAAAUAACCAACAAGAUGAUCUGUGCAGGCUACAAGGAAGGGGGGAAGGACGCAUGCAAGGGAGAUUCUGGAGGGCCGCUGUCCUGUAAGCACAAUGGGGUCUGGCAUUUGGUGGGCAUCACAAGCUGGGGUGAAGGCUGUGGCCGGAGGGAAAGGCCAGGUGUCUACACCAACGUGGCCAAGUAUGUGGACUGGAUUUUGGAGAAAACUCAAACGGUGUGAAAGAGCUCAGUAGGUAUCAUUUGGUGACCCCGGAAGAUUAGUCCACAAGAGCGGGCUUGAUCCCAGUGAGGAGGACACUGGGAUGCUGUAUCCUCUGCUGUAACAAACCGAAGGGGCUUGAUGGAUGUAGAGGUUAACAGACAAUCUUUGACAGUCUUCAUGAACCAAUUCUCUCCUUCCACUCUGUGAGAUCCAGAGAUGGGCAUGCGGUGUUCAGACUCCGUGGCAAAUAUCUGUACCGACUUAGCCAUGUGUCAAGCCAGCUGGCCUGGCUUCCCGCAGAUGCUGGGCAUCAAAGUCCGGUCCUCAAGUAUGCCCAGCAAGCGUUUUGAUGGACUGAGCUCCCCAGUGGCCUUUUCAAUGUUCUCUAUGUAUUUUCUCAAAUUAGUCUGGUGGUGUGAAAGCAGACUCCAUAAUUUCCAUAGGGCCGUGUUUAGGAGGAGCAAUUCCCGAAGAGCUGGUACCUUGACGAUUCAUCUUGAUGUGCUUGUCUUGGAAAGCAUCUCUGUACAACUUAUGCUCCCGUUGUCAGUACUCCGGUAAAGAGCAGAUUGAUGGAGAUAAGAUGGGCAGGCCAAAACCUCCCUGAGAUCUGCCAGAGUGUGCAGCUCUGCCGAGAGCUGAGUAAUGAAUGUGUUCAGCAGAAAUGAAUGUCGAAAACAUGUGUAGUAUGGUUAAAGGUGAUUUAGGAGCCAACAUGGUUUGGGUGUAGUCUUCAGCAUCCUCAAACAGCCCGUGGGGCAAUAUUUGAACUGUGACCGCAUCAUUUUCAAUCAGUGUCAAUAACUAUACAAGCUGCCCAAAUGACAAACAUCUAUUGUGUACAAUUAUGUGACAGUGUCUCAUGGAACUUUGGGAGUUUAGGCAUUGUCAAUAAAUUAUUUCUCAUUUCAUGAA